AUGGCGGCGGAGAGUCAGGACCAAAUGCACGAGGAUGCAGCGAUCAACAGUGACAUGAUUCAGGAGGAGGUCUCUGGACUGCUGCGAGGGAAGUUUGCACAGGAGUCGUGGAACCCGCGCAAGGUGGAUGUGUGGGUAGACGACGUCGUGGAGAACGUCUUGAAGAAUCUUGCGGACCUGAAGAAACCGUUUAAGUACGUCGUUAAUUGUGUGGUGAUGCAGCGAACAGGCGCCGGCAUCUCCACGGGAUUUAUUAGUCUCUGGGACAACACCCUUGACGGGGUUGUUCAUGUGCCGUUUGAAAACGACACACUGCACUGUUUUGUCACCGUCUUCUUUUUGAAGUUGGAUUAA
Messenger RNA from Trypanosoma cruzi, 354 nucleotides. RefSeq names its product outer arm dynein-like, putative. Gene Ontology annotation, cellular component: cytoplasm; cytoplasmic dynein complex. Lineage: Eukaryota; Euglenozoa; Kinetoplastea; Trypanosomatida; Trypanosomatidae. Bases 1 to 354 code for a protein of 117 amino acids. The record is from RefSeq and is a predicted model, not a curated record. The transcript has a single exon. Gene Ontology annotation, biological process: microtubule-based movement. Gene Ontology annotation, molecular function: dynein intermediate chain binding.